This is a messenger RNA of Harmonia axyridis, 1131 nucleotides long. RefSeq names its product GTP-binding protein SAR1A (gene Sar1). The record is from RefSeq and is a predicted model, not a curated record. The coding region runs from base 164 to 787 and encodes 207 amino acids. Gene Ontology annotation, molecular function: GTPase activity; GTP binding. The transcript is spliced from 6 exons. NCBI's taxonomy places the organism in Eukaryota, Metazoa, Arthropoda, Insecta, Coleoptera, Coccinellidae. Gene Ontology annotation, biological process: membrane organization; vesicle organization; endoplasmic reticulum to Golgi vesicle-mediated transport. Gene Ontology annotation, cellular component: COPII vesicle coat; endoplasmic reticulum exit site.
CAAAUGUCAUUAUCUGUCACUUUGGCAUCUUGUCUUCUACUUCGUACGUCCCUUCUGGAGGUGCCAGUCAUUAAAAGCUUAUGGAUAAUUUUUGAGGCUUGUAAAUUAUUGUUAAUUUAAAUUGAAAUAGUAUUUGUCUAUUUUGAAUUAUAAAAUAUUAAAAAUGUUUAUUUGGGAUUGGUUCACUGGUGUCCUAGGAUAUUUGGGUUUAACAUCUCGUAAAGGAAAAUACAUAUUUACCGGUUUGCCUGGCUCAGGAAAGUGCUCCUUAAUCAAACACUUGGAGGAGGAGGGCCUCAUAGACUUUACGUCUUUCGAUAUUCAGUACAGUCAGAGCAACAGAGAUACCCUCAAUAAUAGUUAUAGAGCUUCGGAGGAAUUAUCCAUUGGAAACAUCAGAUUCACAACCUUUGACUUAGGUGGCCAUUCACAAGCAAGAAGAGUAUGGAAAGAUUAUUUCCCAGCUGUAGAUGCUAUUGUAUUCUUGAUUGAUGCCUUCGAUAGAACAAGAUUCCGUGAAAGUAAAAAGGAAUUAGAUAGUUUAUUAACAGAUGAAACAUUGGCAAACUGUCCCAUUCUCAUAUUGGGUAAUAAAAUUGAUAUCACAGGUGCUGCAUCAGAAGAUGAAUUAAGAACAUAUUUUGCCUUGUACAAUCAAACUACUGGAAAGGGCAAAGUUCCAAGAUCCGAGCUACCUGGUCGUCCUCUAGAAUUAUUCAUGUGUUCAAUCCUUCGAAAACAAGGAUACGGAGAUGGUUUCCGUUGGAUCGCUCAGUAUAUGGACUGAGAAGUACUAUUGGGAUGAAUUGAAUCAACUACCCGUUUUUUAUAUUCAUCAUUGGUUUUUUUGUUUUAUUUGGUUGUCUCCCCUUUGUCGACAUAAGUGGGAUUGUUAAUUGAAGUCAUCUGUCAAAUUUUGAAAAUAUUGUCACAUUUUAAAUUUUACCUUUUUCAUGUCCUGUUGCGGUUUGUCGAUGUAUCAUUUUUCAUAUAUUUCACCUAUAAGCAUAUACACUAAGAAUCAAUAAGUGGAACUUGCAAAAUUGUUUAUGAUGAAUCAUGAAGGAUAUUGUAUAUGAUCGAAAUUUCCAGUGAAACAUAUUGGUUGAAAUAAAAUGCUUUGUAAAAUAA